CUCCCGAAGAAUAUGACGUCAAAAUACUGCGACUCAUUUGAAUCGCAGGUUUUAAGGAUUUUUGCAAGGCUUUAUUGUUUGGGUAAGGUAUUGUGUUUAGAUGACAUAUUUUGGGUAAAGUAAAUUAGCUUCAUAAGCCUAUAUUGAGACUUCUGACUUGCCACACCAGACUACUUUUCUACGGUUAAACCACCACAACAAACAAGGAUACUGAAUUGUGCCAUCUUCACACCUAGCUAGCACUACUAGUAGGCAACCAAAACAUCCAGAGAUGGACAGUGAAGUUCAAAGAGAUGGCAGGGUUCUUGACCUUACAGAUGAUGCUUGGAGGGAAGACCGUCUACCUUAUGAAGAUGUCACUAUCCCAUUGAGCGAACUGCCUGAAGCUGAGCAAGAUAAUGGAGGAUCAACAGAGUCUGUGAAAGAACAAGAAAUGAAGUGGUCAGAUUUGGCUCUACAGAGUCUGCACGAGAAUACACCUAACACUGGGACUUAGCUACUCCGUGAAUGGAUACGGUGCCCAAUGUACCUGUGGUUGAACUCAUCUGUAAUUUCCUCUUACAAUGGUCAAAAGAAAGUCAUUGUGGUAUUCUCAUUAAUGUAGAAGGACCCCCCCCCCCCCCCUCUCUCAAACCCACAAUUUGUCUCGCAGUUCAAUAACUGAACCUGGAUUGAAGCAUCCUUGGACUAUUUGUAGAUUUUCUUAUUGGCCCGACAGAAAGUCUGAAAACUGAGUAUAUUCAAUGAAGCAAAAAUAAACAACAUUUCAUAUGUCAACUUUUUUUCCUCUCUAGUCAAAGGCAAUGCAUGUCACAUACAUGCUCAUGUAAUUGGCUCCUUGCCUCUGGCAUCUAAGAGGGAAAUUUCACUGACUAACUACUGUACAUUGUUGAAGUGUUUAACAUGUCAAGACAUCUCAGGGAGCUUUGUGUUAUGAAAAAUACAAUUUGUUUAUGACAAAGGCUCAGGGUCUCAAAGUAGCAUUGAACAUUCAACACUAUAAUUUAACAAAAGAACCCACUGACAGACAUUUUCAUUGUUAUUUCCUGAAUAAUUUUAUUUGUUAUAUCCAACAGCAUAACUCUCCAGUUACUGAGACAAGAGAUGUUUUUACAUUCAAACACAACUAGGUGGUUAUUUAGCCACUUACUGUGCCCCACAACAAAGGAGGGACAUCUGGGAGUAUUCCGUUUAAACAGGUAGGGACCAUAAGGCAAAAUAGAACAGUACCUUCACAAGCCAAUGGGCGUUACAACUGAAAUAUAGUCGAAUGUUUUCAAAUGCAAAUAUGACCUGCAUUUGAAAUUGAAUGAGAUGAAUCCUCUGCCAAUUUGACUGGCUAUUGACUAAUUGCACUGAAAGCAGACAGUUGAUUCCAUAAGUUCAUCCACAUUUUCUUAAAUGGUCCCAAACAUUUGUCCAUUCAAAUUAAAUUAUGGUUUACUUCUCUUGGAACAUAAUAACCAUCUUUUUCACAUACUAUGAAAAUUAGUAUGUAUUCGCUGGAGUGAAUUCAACCUGCUCAAGGGCUGACCAAGCAUUUACAUUUGUGUGAAGUGUUGUACAAUAUAAGUUUUUAUAAUUUUAU
This is a messenger RNA of Oncorhynchus kisutch (coho salmon), 1588 nucleotides long. It is a transcript of the gene anapc13, whose product is annotated as anaphase promoting complex subunit 13. The transcript is spliced from 2 exons. NCBI's taxonomy places the organism in Eukaryota, Metazoa, Chordata, Actinopteri, Salmoniformes, Salmonidae. Gene Ontology annotation, biological process: protein K11-linked ubiquitination. Gene Ontology annotation, cellular component: anaphase-promoting complex. Bases 272 to 496 code for a protein of 74 amino acids. The record is from RefSeq and is a predicted model, not a curated record.